Molecule: messenger RNA, 2601 nt
Organism: Equus caballus (horse)
Lineage: Eukaryota; Metazoa; Chordata; Mammalia; Perissodactyla; Equidae
Gene: FEM1C
Product: fem-1 homolog C
Molecular function (GO): protein binding
Source: RefSeq, a predicted model, not a curated record
UCCACCUCUAGGCGGUUGCUCGCUGUGGCCGCCGCCCUCCCUCGACCCAAUGGCGCGGCUGCCGCGUCAGUGAUGUGAAGCAGUGCUCAGGCUUGUCCGGCCCCCGGCCCUCAGCCCAUUACACCAUCCGUCGCGUUAGCCGCUGCAGCCCGCGCAGACUGGGAGGGCGGGAGGCAGCUUGGCGUGGCGGGGCGGGGCGAGCGGCGCGGCCGGAUUCAUUCCUGUGGGGCGCGGGGCAUGGAGGAGCUGUGCGGCCGAAGGCGGAGCACGGCGGCCCGGGUGGCUGGGACAACGGUUUCAAUUUGAAGGGGGCGGCCCGAGCGCGAGCGGCCAGCGGCGGCGGGGAGGACUAGCCCCCGGGCAGUUUGGUGCUCUGGUUGUCAGAUGUUGGAAGACAAUAGGACAGAACGUACUGACCCUGGUUUUAUAUCCGUUCUGGGGUGCAGUGAUUAACACUGAACUUUGGUUCCUGUAACUCUCGCCUGGGUGGAUAGAGUUAAGCCGGAGCUUUGCUCUGAAGGAUAAAUAAAGCGCAGCCUCUCAACUGGACAUAAAUGGAUCUAAAGACAGCAGUAUUUAACGCAGCUCGGGAUGGCAAACUCCGGGUUCUCACCAAGUUACUGGCAAGCAAAUCCAAAGAGGAGGUUUCCUCCUUGAUCUCUGAAAAAACCAAUGGGGCCACACCACUUCUGAUGGCCGCCCGGUAUGGGCACCUUGACAUGGUGGAAUUCCUCCUGGAGCAGUGCAGUGCCUCCAUCGAAGUCGGGGGCUCCGUCAAUUUUGAUGGCGAAACCAUUGAGGGGGCUCCCCCGUUGUGGGCCGCUUCUGCAGCAGGACAUCUGAAGGUGGUUCAGUCUUUGUUAAAUCAUGGAGCAUCUGUCAACAACACGACUUUAACCAAUUCAACUCCUCUCCGAGCUGCCUGUUUCGAUGGCCAUUUGGAAAUAGUGAAGUACCUUGUAGAACACAAAGCUGAUUUGGAAGUGUCAAACCGACAUGGGCAUACGUGCUUGAUGAUUUCGUGUUACAAAGGACACAAAGAGAUUGCUCAGUAUUUACUUGAAAAGGGGGCAGAUGUUAAUAGAAAAAGUGUUAAAGGAAAUACUGCAUUGCAUGACUGUGCAGAAUCUGGAAGUUUGGACAUUAUGAAGAUGCUUCUUAUGUAUUGUGCCAAGAUGGAAAAGGAUGGUUAUGGAAUGACUCCCCUUCUGUCAGCAAGUGUGACUGGUCACACAAAUAUUGUGGAUUUUCUGACUCACCAUGCACAGACCAGCAAGACAGAACGGAUCAAUGCUCUAGAGCUGCUGGGAGCUACAUUUGUAGACAAAAAAAGAGAUCUACUUGGGGCUUUGAAAUACUGGAAAAAGGCAAUGAACAUGAGAUACAGUGAUAGGACUAAUAUAAUUAGCAAACCAGUACCACAGACACUAAUAAUGGCUUAUGAUUAUGCCAAGGAGGUAAACAGUGCAGAAGAACUAGAAUGUCUGAUUGCUGAUCCCGAUGAGAUGAGAAUGCAGGCACUAUUAAUUAGAGAACGUAUUCUUGGUCCUUCUCAUCCUGAUACCUCUUACUAUAUUAGAUAUAGAGGCGCUGUCUAUGCAGACUCUGGAAAUUUCAAACGAUGCAUCAACCUAUGGAAGUAUGCUUUGGAUAUGCAGCAGAACAAUUUGGACCCUUUAAGCCCAAUGACUGCCAGCAGCUUAUUAUCUUUUGCAGAACUGUUCUCUUUUAUGCUACAGGAUAGGGCUAAAGGCCUGCUGGGCACCACUGUUACAUUUGAUGAUCUUAUGGGCAUACUUUGCAAAAGUGUCCUUGAAAUAGAGCGGGCUAUCAAGCAAACUCAGUGUCCAGCUGACCCAUUACAGUUAAAUAAGGCUCUUUCCAUCAUUUUGCACUUAAUUUGCUUGUUAGAAAAAGUUUCUUGUACUCUAGAACAGGACCAUUUCAAAAAGCAGACUAUAUACAGAUUUCUUAAGCUGCAUCCGAGGGGAAAGAAUAACUUCAGUCCUCUUCAUCUGGCUGUGGACAAGAAUACUACAUGUGUAGGGCGGUACCCUGUUUGUAAAUUUCCAUCUCUGCAAGUUACUGCGAUACUGAUAGAAUGUGGUGCUGAUGUGAACGUCAGAGACUCCGAUGACAACAGUCCCCUACAUAUCGCUGCUCUGAACAACCAUCCAGACAUCAUGAAUCUCCUUAUUAAAUCAGGUGCACAUUUUGAUGCCACAAACUUGCACAAACAAACUGCUAGUGACUUGUUGGAUGAGAAGGAAAUAGCUAAAAAUUUGAUCCAGCCCAUAAAUCAUACCACAUUGCAGUGUCUUGCUGCUCGUGUCAUAGUGAAUCAUAGAAUAUAUUAUAAAGGGCAUAUUCCAGAAAAGCUAGAGACCUUUGUUUCACUUCAUAGAUGAUAGUUUGACUGUAUUUUAGCACUGUUAAAGCACGAAUUGGUAACAGUUGUUUCAUAAAUGAGCACUGUUGUGAUAACACCAGCAUUCGUUUAGCUUGAUAUCAUCGUGCUCUCAUUGGCUAAAGCAUUAUAAGCAUCAAAUUUACAGGAUUGGUUUCCCAGUAUUUAAUAUAAAUAUACCAUAUAAUAUAUUG